AAUGGAUGAUUUAGAUUUUGAGCAAUUCUAGAGAUACAUUCAAUAAGAGCAUCAUUAAAGUUAAAAGCAUGAUACAAGGAUGAAUGAUAAAGAAAAGGAUCGUGGACAUGAAAAAAAUAAAGACAAACAUAAUAAAGAGAGUCAUAAAGAAAGAGAUAAAGAGAGAGAAAAGGAUAAGAGUGCAGAAAGAAAAAAAAAGAAGAAGGAUGAAAAAAAAGAUAAGAAAAAGUAAUUAAAUUAUUAUUCAUUGAGGUAGAAGAUCAAGAUCAGCAUCAAAAUCUUCUAAGAAAAAAAAGGGUAAAAGAGAUAGAGAAAAAGAAAAGGAUAAAGAAUUACAACAAUAAGCCAUAACAACAUAACUAUUAAUGACUAAUGAUAUUUAAAAGAAAAGGGAAAUUGCAAAAUAAAGGAAAAUUGAAAUUAUGGAAGCAGAAAUUCGAGAAUUGGAAAGGAAGAUUGUAGAGGUAGAAAGAGAAUUAGAAGAAGCUCAUAGAUAAGAUCUUACUGUUUUAAUGUAUUGUUUACCAUUAAAGGCAAAAGAAAAGCAUAUAUAUCAAUUUUUCUAAACUGUAUAUUAUAUAUCAUUUAGUUUUUAUAUAGUUCAAUUGUGGUAAGAUUAGAGAUAUUAGGAUUAUAAGAGAUUAGAAAUCAGGUAGAUCUAGAGGAGUUGCUUAUGUUGAAUUUUAUUAAGAGGAAUCCAUUCCUAUGGCUUUGGCCUUAAAUGAUAGAUUAUUUAUUAUGGAUGGGCAAUAGGUUGGUACAAUUCCAGUUAAAAUACAAUUAAGUUAAGCUGAAAAAAAUAGAGCUGCUAGAGAUUAAAAGAAUAUGUAAAUCAAACAAAAUAAACUUUAAUCAAUCUAAGACUUAUAAAACAUGAAUGGUCCUGCAAGAGUUCAAGUUACAGGAAUGGCUGAAUAACUUUAAAGAAUUAGUGAAGAAGAUAUCAGAGAAGCCUUUGUUCCUUUUGGUACAAUAGAUACUGUUGAAAUUCCAAAGGAUGAAUAAGGAAGAAUGACUGGAGUUCUUUACGUUACAUAUGAAAAGGCAGAAUCAGCUAGAAAUAUGAUCGAAGUCAUUAAUAACUAACCAUUUUUAUUAAAUGGCAAACCUAUUAAAGUUUAAUUAGUUUCUGGUGCAAAUAAUUAUAUGGAUUUAUAACUAGAUGAUGAUUUAGUAUAGAACCCUGUUAUGAGAAUCACACUGAUGAAAAAAUUGAUGGAUGACAAUUUAAUUGAUAAUGUAAUUAAAUUUAUAUUCUUUAUAGAUCAAUCUACCUCCUUUAAUGACAUAAUUAGGUUUAACUGUAUAAAGAAUUUUAAACAUUAUUCAAUCUCCAAAUCCAUCUUUAGGUUGUAUUUCUGGUUGGAUGCCUCUUAAACAUAAUCCCCCUGCUUGUCCAUGUAUUACCAAAGUUAUUGUGUUAACUAACAUGUGGACUGAAUUAGAAAUCUCUAAUUAAGCUGCCAUAGUAGAAUUAAAAGAAGAAGUAGAAAGUUUUUAUUUUCUUUUUAUUUUAUAGAUGAAUGCAAAAAGUAUGGAGAUGUUGAAAUGGUUUGGGUUGAUAAAAAAAAUGAAGGUAAUGUUAUUAUUGUAUUUAAAUAAUGGGAAGCUGCUAAAUAAGUUAAUGUUUUAAUGAACAACAGAAAAUUCGGAAAUAAAGUUGUUUAAAGUUAUUUCAUUACAGAAAGUCAAUUCAUGAGCAUCAUCAAAUGA
Molecule: messenger RNA, 1713 nt
Organism: Paramecium sonneborni
Lineage: Eukaryota; Ciliophora; Oligohymenophorea; Peniculida; Parameciidae
Source: the annotation of a GenBank genome assembly